CAAUAUGCCAAAGGAAAGAAAAAUCGUGAUUGUUGGAGCAGGUGCAGCUGGCAUUGCUGCUGCCUCGAGACUGUUGCAGAGAGGAGUAAACGAUUUUGUAAUAUUGGAGGCCAACGAUAGGAUCGGUGGCAGAAUACAUACCAAAGACUUUGGUGAAAAUAUAGUGGAUCUCGGAGCUCAGUGGGUUCAUGGAGAAUCUGGAAAUGUAGUGUUUGAGCUUGCCUCCAAACAUGAUUUACUAGGUUCAUUCGCAGAUCUGUUUGAUUCUAACAAACAUGAAUUUAUUACUAUUAACGGUGAAAUAAUACCCACUGAGGAAAGCAGUAAAGCUCUGAUGAUUUAUUAUGAUAAUUUAGACAAAGUAAAACAGGAAAAAUUGAAAGAGGAAAGAGGAUCAUUUGGAGAUUUCUUUAUAAGAGAAUAUUAUAAAACUUUUGAUACAAAGCCUUUCACGAAUCGUGCCCGAGUUGCUGAAUAUUUAUCUUGGAUAGAAAAAAUGGAAAAUUCUAUACAAUGUAGUGACACAUGGUUUGAUAUUUCUGUGAAAAGUUUGACAGAAUAUCGGGAAUGCGAGGGCGAUCUUGUGUUGAAUUGGAAAAACUAUGGUUAUAAAACAAUUUUUGAUCUGUUAAUGCAAAAAAUUCCAAACCCAGAGAAACGUUUACCAGUAAUGGAAAAAAUAGAGUUCGGAAAAGUUGUGGCAACUAUCAAUUAUAGUUCAGACGAGAAUGUAAUGGUUAUUACCAGAGACGGAUGCGAGUAUUCCGCAUCACAUGUUAUAUUCACUGGGUCUCUAGGUGUUCUGAAGGAAAAACAUUCCUCGAUGUUUGUUCCAUCUUUGUCACAGAAGAAACAACGCGUGAUAGAGAGCUUAGAUAUUGGAACAGCGAACAAGAUUUUUCUCGAAUUUCCGCACAGAUGGUGGCCGGAGGACAAAGUCAGUUUUAAUUUAAUCUGGCCGGAAAAAGAUAAAAAGGAAUUCGUACAAAUUCAUGGACAAUAUAGUGAGUGGUUGUGCGAUGUGUUUUCGUUUUUUAUCGUGGCUCAUCAACCGAAUCUCCUAUGUGCUUGGAUAACUGGAAAAAAUGCAAGGCACAUGGAAACCUUAUCGGAUACUGACGUAUUCGAUGGAUUAUAUUUAUUGUUAAAAAAUUCGUUUGGUAAACAUUACAAUGUUGUCAAGCCAAUAAGAAUAUUAAGAUCUAAAUGGUAUACUAAUGAACAUUUUCGGGGCUCAUAUAGUUUUCAAAGCAUGGUUUCCGAGCGAAUGGGUGUAAAACCAAGAGAUCUGGCUGAUCCAAUUAUGAUUGGAAAUAAACCAGUAAUCCUUUUUGCUGGAGAAGCUACGCAUGAUCAUUAUUAUUCGACUGUACACGGUGCCAUAGAAACUGGUUUCCGCGAAGUGGAAAGACUGAUCGAUUUUAAAAGAACGUACGAUCGAUUAGAUCAGCUGAUUGACAACUUCGAUGAAGCAUUACGGAUAGAGAUUGAUACAAAUGCGAGAAGAAAAGAAAAGACGAGAGUUGUGAUAGUAGGCGCGGGAAUUGCUGGAUUAGCAGCGGCGAAGACUCUGGAGGAUGUGGGAUUUAUGGAUUAUCUUCUUCUCGAGGCUCAAGACAAAGUUGGAGGAAGAAUUCAUUCCAUUUCAUGGGAUAACGGCUGGGUAGAUUGCGGAGCACAAUUUUUACAUGGUACGGAUGGUGACGGAAUUUUUUUACGCGACGACGGAACGAUAAUGAGCGACAACUUGGUUCAUGAAGUCGACGAUCUCGUACGAACCGUCUUGGAUGAUAUCUGCGAAUCUCAAAAGUCUUUAAAAAAGCAGGAGAAUAUCGGUUCUAUUAUGAGAAGUAGAUUUGAAGAUUAUUUACACGAGAGAAAUGAUCCUCCGGAGGAGAGGAAGAUGAAGGAAGAAAUUUUCGAUUGGAAUGUACGGUUUCUCCUAGUGGAUAAUUCCUGCCACUCGUUAGACGAUUUGUCAGCAGUUCUUUGGGGAAAAUUCAAGUACGUUGGCGGACCAGAACAUUUACUUUUCAAAUCCGGCUAUAGCUCUUUAACGAAUCUUAUCGUUGACAAUCUGGAUAAGCAAAAGGUACGUUUAUCCACUCCUGUGGAGGCCAUUCACUGGCGGAAUUCUAUUGACUCUUCAAAUAAUUCUCCAAUCAUCGUGAAAACUUUCGAUGGCACUGAAAUUCUCGCUGAUGCGGUUAUAAUUACUUGUUCGCUUGGUUAUUUGAAGAGUAACCAUCAGAAGAUGUUCCAACCACUAUUACCAAAUCGUCUGAGCGUUGCUAUUGAGCAUCUUGGUUUCGGAACGAUUAAUAAGAUUUUCUUAGACUUUGGCGAACCCUGGUGGCAAAGAGGUGUGAAUGGCUUCCAAUUGCUUUGGCGUAGAGACGCCGAUCACUCAUCUUUGCCGGAAUGGACCAAGUAUGUCACAGGAUUCGAUGUUUUGCCAAUUCAUCCGGCCACUCUUAUAGCGUGGGUCGGCGGGCGAGGGGCGUGUAUUAUUGAGGAAUUGUCGGAGGAAACUAUUGCGCAAGAUUGUAUAAAUCUUUUAAUGCGAUAUGUUCGGUUUUGCGAUAUACCGCCAAUAAAAAAAUGCGUCCGAACUAAGUGGAACGAUAAUACAUACGUGAGAGGCGGUUACAGUCACAUUACGAAGAAUUGUGAGGAGGAUAAUGUUUCACCAAAGAUAUUAAUUGAACCAAUCUGGGCGACAAUGCAAAUUGAUAUGAAAAGGAAAAAGACUCUUCCAAUCAUACUGUUCGCUGGCGAAGCUACACAUGACGAGUUUUACUCGACGACGCACGGAGCUUACGAGACAGGAGUCCAUCAAGCUGAAGUAUUUUUACAACAUCACAUGAGUAUUAAGUAA
Cyphomyrmex costatus is the source of this 2878-nucleotide messenger RNA. Its product is annotated as spermine oxidase. Gene Ontology annotation, molecular function: polyamine oxidase activity. The record is from RefSeq and is a predicted model, not a curated record. The transcript is spliced from 13 exons. NCBI's taxonomy places the organism in Eukaryota, Metazoa, Arthropoda, Insecta, Hymenoptera, Formicidae. Bases 5 to 2878 code for a protein of 957 amino acids.